AUAAAAGCAGCCCCGUCUCCGAAGUCGUGUAUCCCUGUGAAAUUGUGAAUCCCCUUCCCUUCUUUCCGGAACAUCAACACGACAGCUCGACGAUCGAGUUCUAUUGUAAUAAACUUUCUGGUUUUGGAGUAAUAUCGUCAUUCUCGUAAGUAUUCUUCUGUGCGAGAAGGCCGGCGAACAAUGUACGUAAGGGCGGUGCCACCGACGGAUCUGAACCGGAACACGGAGUGGUUCACGUACCCUGGGGUGUGGACCACCUACAUUCUCAUCGUUUUCUUCUCUUGGCUUGUCGUCCUUUCCGUCUUCAAUUGCUCCCCUGGCAUGGCCUGGACCGUCGUCCACCUCUCCCAUUUUCUCGUCACGUACCAUUGCUUUCAUUGGAAAAAGGGAACACCAUUUGCCGAUGACCAAGGCAUAUACAACAGGUUGACUUGGUGGGAGCAGAUAGACAAUGGCAAGCAACUCACUCGCAACAGAAAGUUUUUGACUGUAGUACCUGUUGUCCUGUACUUGAUAGCCUCGCACACAACUGACUAUCAGCAUCCAAUGCUCUUCUUUAACACGGUGGCAGUUUUUGUUCUGGUGGUUGCAAAGUUCCCACACAUGCACAAGGUCCGUUUAUUUGGAAUUAAUGCUGAUCUCUAAACAGUGAAGAGAAUCAUUCAAGUUUGGUUCACACCAGUUCUUUAGGUUUGAUAAUAUUGAUAUUCCAAUUGAGAUAUCCCUGUACAGAUGUUGAACUGGAAAGGGUGUAAUGUUUUUCUUUAUCAGAGUUAAAAUUCACAUAUUUUACUGUUCCUCACAUUCUGGCAGAGAAGUAGUUCGAUAUUGUAUUUUCUCUUUGUACCAGCUAUUAUUAAUACUGAUGAACUCAGGAGCUAUUCUGUUUUAA
Molecule: messenger RNA, 892 nt
Organism: Juglans microcarpa x Juglans regia
Lineage: Eukaryota; Viridiplantae; Streptophyta; Magnoliopsida; Fagales; Juglandaceae
Product: ORM1-like protein 2
Exons: 3
Coding region: 181-645 (154 amino acids)
Biological process (GO): intracellular sphingolipid homeostasis; ceramide metabolic process; negative regulation of ceramide biosynthetic process
Cellular component (GO): endoplasmic reticulum membrane
Source: RefSeq, a predicted model, not a curated record